UUUAUUAUACUCCUAUUUAUACACGUUCCUUCCACCCAAGCCUAGAAGCAAAGUCCAAAACCAAAGUUUUUCCAUGGCAAGCCUCAGCAUGCUACGUUUUCUGUUUUUAGCAACUUUGUUUGUCAUAACCGCCACAAGUUCCACAAAUGACGUAAAAGCUAUAUACUGGCUCGAACAACCACUUUUCCCUCCUUCAGCCAUAAACACAUCACUCUUCACCCACGUCUACUACGCAUUCCUUGCACCCAACAAUGUCACCUACAAACUCCACGUUUCAAACUCCACAGCCACAAACCUCGCAAAGUUCACCACCACCCUUGGCUCCACCGUCGCCACCCUCAUCUCCAUCGGCGGCGCCAACUCCAACGCCACUCUCUUCUCUCUCAUCGCCGCAAAUUCCGCCGCGCGCGCCACCUUCAUCAACUCCACCAUCACCCUCGCACGCACCUUCGGGUUCCACGGCGUUGACCUAGAUUGGGAGUUCCCUCGAACCGCGAGCGAGAUGAAAAACCUCGGCCUGCUGUUCAAAAAGUGGCGCGCCGCAAUAGCCGCCGAGGCCGCCGCCACGGGCCGGGAACCGCUUCUUCUCACCGCCGCAGUGUACUUCUCCGUCGAUUACUUCUUAUCCGAAACGUCGUCGUUGAGGUACCCGGUGGGUUCCAUUAACGAGAAUUUAGAUUGGGUCAACGUUAUGAGCUACGAUCUAAAUGGGCCCUGGAGUAACCAUACUGGGCCUCCUGCUGGGCUUUUUAACCCGAAAAGUAAUGCGAGUGUGGGUUACGGGUUAGGGUCGUGGAUCCGGGGCGGGGUUAUUCCGAAGAAGGUGGUGAUGGGUUUGCCGCUAUAUGGGAGGACGUGGCAGUUACGUGACCGGAGUGUGCAUGGAAUCGGAGCUCCGACUAUUGGACCGGUUCCUGGGUCGGAUGGUGUCAUGGCGUUAUUUCAAGUGUUGCAGUUUAACAAAGAAACAGGUGCGAAAGUUGUAUAUGACAGGGAAACGGCGUCGGUUUAUUCGUAUAGUGGGAGUUACUGGAUCGGGUACGAUGACCCGAUCUCGGUGGCGGUUAAGGUUGGGUUUGCUCAAGCUUUUUCGCUUCGUGGCUAUUUCUUUUGGGCUGCUGGCCUCGACACUAGCGAUUGGAAAAUCUCAACACAAGCUCUGAAUGCCUGGAUGCUUUGCAUAAGAGAGACCGGAAGAAUGAACUGAACGUUGACUUUCAUCACUUCACGUUUGUGCUAUCAUUUUCAUCUCGCAGGGAAGAUUUGAUUUCUAUUUCAACAUCAAGUAAUUGAAUUUAUUGAAUAUACAAUGCACAAGUGUAGAUGACAAUGCCUUUAUUCAGCAAAUGAAUUCGUUUUCACGUAGAUCCCGUGUAGAACAUAACAUGAAAGGGGGGGGGGGGGGAGAAUCUCAUCCUUUUGCGUAACAGUCUCUCAAUUUACUGGAUUGAGAGUUAUAAGUAUUGCCAAUGUGGAAAACUUUAUAAAGGUUAAAAUGCAUUAUUGA
Molecule: messenger RNA, 1507 nt
Organism: Glycine soja
Lineage: Eukaryota; Viridiplantae; Streptophyta; Magnoliopsida; Fabales; Fabaceae
Product: nod factor hydrolase protein 1-like
Exons: 2
Coding region: 74-1207 (377 amino acids)
Biological process (GO): chitin catabolic process; carbohydrate metabolic process
Cellular component (GO): extracellular region
Molecular function (GO): chitinase activity; chitin binding
Source: RefSeq, a predicted model, not a curated record